AUGGUAAUUGGGGAAAGCUUGGUGACAAGAAUUCUUAUUGACACUGGAAGCUCGGUCAACGUGAUAUUCAAGGAUGUACUGAUUCAAAUGGAGAUUGAUCUCCGCAACACGACACAUGAAACGCAGCCUCUGACAGGAUUCGAUGGAGAUACUAUAAUGACUGUUGGAACCAUAGCACUUCCAAUUUACGUUGGCAACACGAUGCAAUGUUUCAACUUCGCAAUCGUGGAUAAACCCAUUGUUUACAACGUCAUUCUUGGAACACCAUGGCUCCAUAAGAUGCGUGUUGUAGCCUCCACUUACCACCAGUGCACCAAGUUUCCAAAUGCAUACGGAAUCGUUACGCUACGCGGAGAUCCUCUAAUGGCACGAACUGGCUUCAUUAUUGAGAAGAAGAUGCAAAACGCAAGGGCAUUUGUGAUCGCCAAAUCACAGCCUCCACGAGAUGCACGCACCCCGCCCCCAAAAGAAUUUGUCUGA
Molecule: messenger RNA, 480 nt
Organism: Camelina sativa (false flax)
Lineage: Eukaryota; Viridiplantae; Streptophyta; Magnoliopsida; Brassicales; Brassicaceae
Source: RefSeq, a predicted model, not a curated record